CUGCCUCCAAAAGGCCUCCCUUUUGGAGGCGGGCCAUCUACUUCUUUCUGCACCACAGGUUAAUUAAUUUUUUAAAGAAACACAAUAGCUACAGUGCAGUAUGCCUGUGCGUGUGAAAGUGUUUAAGGAUCGAAAGUCCCUAUUUAUUCAACUGUUGGAAGGCAGUCAGCACUUUGGUGGUCUCUGGAACAUUGUGCUCAUUCAAUUUGGGAUCAUGGCCGUUGUGUUGACAGCUAGAGAUGUUGUCAGCUCUGGAGGCUUUGAUCUGAGGGUGGAAACCCACAUGUUUGGGGGGCCAAUGGAUUGGCUGAGGUUUACUUUGUUAGAAAUUUUACUGAUCUCAGGAGCACUUUUGAUCUACCCAAGUUUUAUGAUUUGGCAAAGAUUACGAAAGUUCGCUGGAGGUGUUAUCGAUCGUCUCUUUUUGUUAACCUACUUAGCAAUGGUUGGGGUUACCAUGGUAGCUGUGUUCAAGUCUUUGACACUGUUAGAUUUACCCCCAGUUUUCCGAUCUCUCUCUACAAUUGAACAUAUGAGACUAGUUAUGAAGAGCUACUCAUUUAUUCGUGAGAAUAGUACCAAAUUAUUAAGCCCGUGGCAUAAAGAUGAUGAAGACGGACCCUCAGUCUGGUAUGAGAGACAAAUGGAUCCCUCUGUCGGCUCGUUCAGCAAGUACUUCUACUUCUUGUUUGUUCCUACUCUGCUUUACAGGGAUCAUUAUCCAAGAUUAAAGGGGCCCAUCUGCUGGAGAAAUGUAGUUUUUUAUUUCGGGCAGUUUUUGGCUUUUACCUACGUCCAUUUCGUAAUCUAUGGCAAGUGGCUGGUCCCUGCGUCUUUUAAACCGCAAGACUUGUGGAAUACCUACCAGUACACUUUGAUGACUGUUUCACUUGGGAUCGUGUCUGUCAACGUGAUUAUUUUUCAUUCAUGGCACAACUUCACUGCAGAGCUGACUCGAUUUGCUGAUCGCGAGUUCUACACUGACUGGUGGAACAGUUCUAGCUAUCCAAUCUUCUAUCGCAAGUGGAAUGUUCUGAUCUACGACUGGCUCAAUGCCUAUUUUUACCAAGAUUUGCGAAAGGUGCUCAAGAGUUCUUGGCUCACUGCCCUAGUUGUGUUCCUCGUGUCGUCGUUCAUGCAUGACUACCACAUUGCUGUAGCCACCAGGUACUUCCUACCAGUGUUCAUGGUCUUCUUUGCAGGAGGCGGAGGGUUCAUGUUCUUAGUGCGACCUGACAAGAACAGUCGAUUUGCUAAAGCGUUCACUGUGUGGGGUUUUUAUGUGGGGACCACAAUCAUUGUGUGUGCACACUACACUGAGGUGGCUGCUCGGACUGCCUGCCCCCAAGUGAACAGCUCAUACCUGCAGUAUGCAACUCUGGCCUGUUUCUCUCAACACAAUAUUACAGUAUUCUGAUCAACUAUUUAUUAAUUUUAUUACACAAUACCACCACUUCUGAUCAGUUAUUUAUAUUGAUUUUUAGUCCCAUAAAUUAUUUAUAUGGACAAUGUUAUGGACAAUGUUAUGGACUAUAAUUAUACAGUCACUUGCUUUUUAGGAGAUACGUACUCACGUAGGUUGGACAGGUUUUCAUAUUAUGUUGCAUCAUCCCGUCUCUCAUGACUAAUUUUUAUUCGGGCUGUAUAAUUUUAUGAUUACUGAGUUUAGAAGUGCUAUAAUCAUAUACAUGUAUGAUUGUGUCGCUGUAUAUAAGA
Messenger RNA from Halichondria panicea, 1716 nucleotides. RefSeq names its product sterol O-acyltransferase 2-like. Gene Ontology annotation, cellular component: endoplasmic reticulum membrane. Lineage: Eukaryota; Metazoa; Porifera; Demospongiae; Suberitida; Halichondriidae. The record is from RefSeq and is a predicted model, not a curated record. The coding region runs from base 101 to 1417 and encodes 438 amino acids. The transcript has 10 exons.